GAACAAUUUCACUGAGCUACUAGCGGGCCGCGGCUUCAACCCCCCUCAAACUCUCCUCCGCGUUUUACUCGCGGAGCUGUUCUUUCAUUCCUUUUCGGAUCUUCUUUGAGACCCGCGGCGGGUGUUUUGCGUCGUUUGAGCUCCUCAUCGUCGCGGACUGACACACGGACGGAGACGCCGACUCUCACGGUGUAUGUGUGGCAACAACAUGUCUGCGCCGCUGCUCGCCGAGGCUGUGACGGUGUCCGGGAACGAGAAGGAGACCGCAGCGGUAAUUUUCCUUCAUGGAUUGGGAGACACAGGCCACGGGUGGGUUGAAACCUUGACGGGGAUCCGACUGCCUCACGUCAAGUUCAUCUGCCCUCAUGCGCCGAUGAUCCCCGUCACCCUUAACAUGAACGCCACGAUGCCCGCCUGGUUCGACCUCAAGGGUCUCAGCCCCGAAGCCCCCGAGGACGAAUACGGAAUCAAAAAGGCGGCUGAUGACAUCAAGGCCAUCAUCGAGCAUGAGGCCAAAAAUGGGAUCCCUCCCAACCGCAUCAUGCUCGGCGGUUUCUCUCAGGGCGGGGCCUUGUCCCUGUACACCGCUCUGACCUGCCAGCACCAACUGGCCGGCGUGGUGGCCCUCAGCUGCUGGCUGCCGCUUCACAAGACCUUCCCUUUGGCGUUAAGCGGCAGCAAGAACCUGCCCAUCCUGCAGUGCCACGGUGAGAAGGACGAAAUGAUCCCCGUGCAGUUUGGCGCCAUGACGGCCGAGAAGCUCAAGUACAUCAUCAACCCGCAGAUGAUCACCUUCAAAAGCUACCCGGGGGUCUCUCACGCAUCCUGCCCUCAGGAGAUGCUGGCAGUGAAGGAGUUCAUUGAGAAGCACUUGCCUCGAAUCUGACCUCAUCCCCCCCCCCCCCCUCACCGAUGACACUGACCCCCGAACCUCCUCCCCCCGCCCAACCCUAUUUUGUCAUUCCCCAAACAGGAAACAGCCAUGAGCACCCCUUCCUUCCAAACACAAAUUGGAUUCUUAAAAGUAAAACUUCAGUGCUCAUCUUUGCAAUUCAUAGCCAUUGGAGGGAGAAAAUCAGCCCAACAUGGAACAUUCCUGUUGAUCAACUCGCUGUGUCCUCUUGCAACACGUUUCCCUUUUUGUGUUGCUUGUCAACCUCCGGUUGUCCUCAUUCACUCCCAUUCCAUGUUUUCUUUUUUUGUUCUGACCUUUUUAUUUGUAGUCAAAAAUGCUUAUUAUUGCAAAUGAAGUCGAUCUCCCUCCUUUGGCAACGUAACCGUCUAACCCGCUGAUCAAGUCUCACUUGUAAAACUUUCCAAAAAUGUCAAUGCACUGACAGGGUGGUAAGAAGAACAUAAUCGAAGAGUGAUUUUACAAAUUAGGAAAGAAAGUUAACCUGAACAACUUGAUCUUUAGAGUGUCACUCUGAGUGAGGAGUCACGUGCGUAAAAAUCAACAUGUCAAGUGAUCUGUGUUCUCACCCCCCCCUUUUCCGUGAAUGUUGUUUUUACGCUUGUGCCCCCCUGUUGGCACUUUUUUGGAAAAUCUUUGGGGAAAGGAGGAAAGACAUCCGAUUUGAUUGUUGUUGACAAAUCAUUGAAUGUCACGGUCGCGUCACACGUUGAGUAACGGUUGUUUGUCAUCCUCUAAGACUGCUGCCUAACUUUUUUUUUUUUUUAUGUGAUUAUUCCGAAUGUGUGACGAUGUUUGUUGCACAUUUUCAUGUGGUUUCUCCUGGGUUUGAGUUUAAUAUUUUUGUGUAUCCAAUUUUUUUUUUUUUUUUGCUUGUGUGUUUUGCCUCUGUUGUCAUCUCAUCCUUUUAUUGUAUUGUUUAUAUGAUGACCAUCCAGUAACAGGAGACUGGUGGUCUUGUUUGCAAGCACCUGUAUGCAGAAUAAAUGACAAGGAAAAACA
Molecule: messenger RNA, 1915 nt
Organism: Syngnathus typhle (broad-nosed pipefish)
Lineage: Eukaryota; Metazoa; Chordata; Actinopteri; Syngnathiformes; Syngnathidae
Gene: lypla2
Product: lysophospholipase 2
Exons: 10
Coding region: 194-886 (230 amino acids)
Biological process (GO): protein depalmitoylation
Cellular component (GO): cytoplasm
Molecular function (GO): carboxylic ester hydrolase activity; palmitoyl-(protein) hydrolase activity
Source: RefSeq, a predicted model, not a curated record